Molecule: messenger RNA, 2302 nt
Organism: Grammomys surdaster
Lineage: Eukaryota; Metazoa; Chordata; Mammalia; Rodentia; Muridae
Gene: Kcnk16
Product: potassium two pore domain channel subfamily K member 16
Exons: 5
Coding region: 6-884 (292 amino acids)
Biological process (GO): potassium ion transmembrane transport; stabilization of membrane potential
Cellular component (GO): membrane
Molecular function (GO): potassium ion leak channel activity
Source: RefSeq, a predicted model, not a curated record
ACAUCAUGCCCCGUGCUGGGGUCUGCAGCUGCUGGGGUGGCCAAAUAUUGCCCCUGCUUCUGGCCUAUGUCUGCUACCUGCUGCUUGGGGCCACCAUCUUCCAGCUGCUGGAGAAGCAGGCAGAGGCUCAAUCCAGGGACCAGUUCCAGCUGGAAAAGCUACGCUUCUUAGAGAACUACACCUGCCUGGACCAGCAGGCCCUGGAGCAGUUUGUACAGGUCAUCCUGGAAGCCUGGGUGAAGGGUGUGAACCCCAAAGGCAACUCCACCAACCCCAGCAACUGGGACUUCGGGAGUAGUUUCUUCUUUGCAGGCACAGUGGUCACCACCAUAGGUUAUGGAAACCUGGCACCCAGCACGGAGGCAGGGCAGGUCUUCUGUGUCUUCUAUGCUCUGAUGGGCAUCCCACUCAAUGUGGUAUUCCUCAACCAUCUGGGGACAGGGCUGCGUGCCCACCUGACCACAUUGGACAGGUGGGAGGACCACCCCAGGCAUUCCCAGCUCCUGCAGGUCCUGGGCCUGGCUCUGUUCCUGACCUUGGGGACCCUGGUCAUUCUCAUCUUUCCACCCAUGUUCUUCAGCCACGUGGAGGGCUGGAGCUUCCGUGAGGGCUUCUACUUCGCCUUCAUCACCCUCAGCACCAUUGGCUUCGGGGACUAUGUUGUCGGCACAGACCCCAGCAAGCAUUACAUUGCUGUGUAUCGGAGCUUGGCAGCGAUAUGGAUCCUCCUAGGACUAGCGUGGCUGGCGGUGGUCCUCAGCCUGGGAUCCCUGCUCCUGCACAGGUGCUCCCGGCUCUGGCAGCUCAUCAGAGGCCUGGACCUUAAGGAUGGAGCAGCUCCUGACUCUGAGCCCAGAUCACAGAAAAUCCCCAUCUCUGCAUGAGACCCAAGUGUCCUGACCUCCCCAAACCCAUGACAUCCCCUGCCCUUCCCCCUUUCUUUUCAACCCACACAUUACCCAGCAAUUCUCCAGAGAAAGGAGACAGGUGUACCUACAAAGUAACUGAGGGGAGAUGAGGAGACAAAAAUCAAAGAUCUGCAUGGCUGGAGAUGUGAAGGUUGCCCUUGGAGCUUCCCCCUGUCUCCCAAAAAGAAUCUGGAGAAGUGAAACCUGACAUGGAUCAUGGUGGCCAAGUCACUACUGCCGUCUUAACAUAGUCACGGGAGCCCUGCAAGCAAAGGUGGACUUGAUUUUUAUAUUACUUACUACGUACACGAUAGGCUCUUAACAGGCUCCUACUAGGUAGCAGGCAGUGUGCCUGGCUCUAGGGCUUUGACAGUGUUGCUUUCUGCCUUCGCCUGUUGUCAGUCUUGAAGGAGCCCCAAAGCAGCAUCCUCAUCCUUGAUGGGAAUGUACCUAGGGAGAAGAAAGUUCAGGACAGUGGCUGGGGGAGGGGAGAUGGAUACACAUCUGGGGACGCCUUUGGUGCAUACAGAAAGCCGUCCUCAGGAGUCUCACAGCUAAGGAACAAGAAGGCUGCUGGUCAGAUUUCUCCAGCUCUCCUUGCCCACAAGUGGAGAGGAAUCCUAGAACAACACGGGGGUUGGGGGGGACCCCUUCCAGGGGUCCCACCACUCUCCUGAACAUGACCUCCCCUGACCCUCAGAGCACAUUUAGACCUCUUUACUGCCCCCCCCCUCAGCAGCUGGGAGAUGGGCAGCAGAUCCCAAGAGCUUCAUAGCCUGUGAGCUCUCUGGUGGUGUGGACUCCCAUGGGAACACUCUUCAUGAGAGCCUGGUCCUUCUGCCAGAUUGUGACACUGUGGGCCAGAAGGGAGGAGAGGUUUGGCCCAGACUCACAGGAUUAGGAACUGAUUUUUGUUUGGACUUCCUUCACCUCUCCAGUGGCAGGGGUGUUCCCAAGUUCUGUGUCCUCUUUAUAGCAUUAAGGUGGGGUGGGACUGUGAACCCCAGAGGUUGAGGGGAGUCUCAGGCAAGGACCCACAUUGACAGAGGGUUCCCAGCACCCAAGUCUUACUGCCACCCAGGAAAGGGUUGAAAUCUGACAUCUCCAACACUUGUACACAUGCUGGACCCUACUUCUGUUCUGGGUGGAUGGAGAUGCAGGGACUUCCUUCCAAAGCAGCAAGGAAAGUUCGAUCAGGUUCUCUAGACCUGCCAACCUCCCAACCCCGGGCAGCACAGACAAACCAUACCCAACUGGCCCCUAUUUUAUUUCUUUUAGUACACUAGCUGUAGGGAGAUCUAGGGUGAUACAAGCAAGCACUUGGAGGAAGCCCCUGGCCCCUCAGCUUAGGUAGCAGUCCUGUGAUAAUAAACUUGGCUGCUGUUUCUUCUCUG